AUGGUAGCCACUGUUCUUUGCAUAUUUACCAUGCUCGAGAUCAGUCUUUCAGACAAGCUCAAUAUUAGGAAUAGCAUGGACACCGAUGGACUUCAAAAGAAGAUUUUGGAGCUGUCUAAAAAUGCUGCAGAUCUUCAAAUCCAAGCACAUAUCUAUGAGAGCACUAUGGUGAAUAAAGAGGCAAGCUUGAUCCAGAAGGAGCAGGACAUCAAAGAACUGAAGUUAACCAUUGUGGAGUGUUCCUCAGUAAUAGAGCAAGAGGAAGCCUCUGAAGCAGAGGAACUUGUCAUGGCUUCUUUACAGUGGGUAAAAGAUCCUGAUGUGAACAUGCAACAGGGUUGGGAAAGAAAACUUGGGGUUCUCAAGCAAGAACUAGGAGAAAAAAGACACCUUUGGAUUCAGAAACUUCAUCUCUUGGAAAAAUACAAAGAAUCCCUAGAUAAGGAAUUUAUUCGAAUGGCAGGCAACCUGAGGAGAACCAAGACAGAGCAACUUCACCUAAGGAGAGAGCUCUCUGCUAGGCAACGUGAGAUAGAAACUGUCAAACAGUUACAAGAAGAAAUCGCUGGCCAGGCUGAAACCCUUGGUUUAGAGCUGCAAAAAGCUACAAAGCAGCUUGAGGAUGCCAGCAAACAGGCGGAGGAUCAAGUUGAAGCCUUUCACUCUACUUGUGAGGAAGCCGCAUCCUUGAAAUGCAAGUUAGAGGAAGCCAUUUCUGAGCAGCAAAAACUCAGGGAUGUGAAUGCAGCUUUAACAAGCACUUGCCAGUUGCUUCAAGAAAAGGUGGAAGACCAGAAAAGCCGCCUUGUUAUGGAGGACAAAUCACCCAAGUGCUCAUGUGAAAAAGAGGAAGAUGUGCCAACUUCCGUAGCAACGGAUAAAAACAAUGAUAAGGAUCCGUCUGGUCCUGUAUCAGGAGCAGAUCUGACCGAGAAGGAAUUCCUCCCCGUGAUGAAAGAGCACAAAACCGCAUUUCAAAACGUUUUAAAGCAAGACCUGGAGGUGGACCAGGAAAAGAAAAAUAAUAAAGAGCAGAGUGAGGAAGCACCAGCUGUGGUUCCCAGUAGGAAAGGGAGUUCACCCACUGCAGGUGGCAUUAAAGCAGAUAAAACAAAGCAAAAUGAGCCUGACUCUCCUAACGAGAAAGAAGUGGAGGCUGAAUUUCUGAGGUUGUCUUUAGGUUUUAAAUGUGACUUGUUUACCUUGGACAAGAGAGUGAAGCUUGAAGAAAGGUCCCGAGACUUGGCUGAAGAAAACUUGAAAAAGGAGAUCACAAAUGCUCUAAAGAUGUUAGAGGCUUUAGCUCCUUUGUGUGAAGAAGAUAACCAAGCGCAAGAGAUUAUUAAGAAGUUGCAGAAAAGCUUGCAGUUCCUUAGCCAGUAUGCAGCCCGAGUCGCCAGUAGAGCAGAGAUGUUGGGAGCUAUUAAUCAGGAGAGCCGUGUCAGCAAGGCUGUGGAAGUAAUGAUUCAACACGUGGAAAACCUGAAGCGCAUGUACACAAAAGAACAUGCAGAACUUGAGGAGCUGAAACAGGUCCUGCUCCAGAAUGAGAGAUCCUUUAGUUCUCUUGGAGAUCGAGAUGAAUCUACAAAUAAAAAGCUACCAAAUUCUUUUAACUUUAAGCCAUCAUCAUCCCUUCGAAGAGUUAGCAUUGCAACGUUGCCCAGGAGUGCUGCAAAUGCAGGCAUUGGGUUGCCACUGGCCCAAUUCCAUGAACCUGGCGGAGAUGAACGGAGUGAUAAAUUCGGCAGGAGGUCAAGCAGUUGGGGACGACUGGGAGCAAAGCAAAACGAGAAGCGUCCUUCACUACAGCGGUUCAUUAGCACAUAUUCCUGGGCAGAGGACGAAGACGAACAUGCUGAAACAAAAAAUGAGCAGUCGGAAUCACCUGCUGAAGUACAAGAAGAACCAUCAAAGAAGGAAAGUAUCUCUGAAAAAGGAAAAUAUUCAUCAAAAUGGAGCCUAGAGUCAGCGUGCAAUUUAAUGUCAUCGUUGGCAUCCCAUUUCAAGACUUCCUUUUCCAACGCUAACAAAACUCUCUGGGUUUCUGUUUCCAUCCUGGUACUGCUUGCUGCUCUUACAAGCUUCCUCACUGGGCUGUCUCUUCAAAGACCAGCAGACGCAGCACCUGUAGGAACUGGGGACUCCUGGACCUCACUACAGCAACUGUUGUGGCCAUAUACAGGACUUCAACACAAUGGACCACCCCCAGUAUAA
Molecule: messenger RNA, 2217 nt
Organism: Pygoscelis adeliae (Adelie penguin)
Lineage: Eukaryota; Metazoa; Chordata; Aves; Sphenisciformes; Spheniscidae
Gene: IRAG2
Product: lymphoid-restricted membrane protein
Exons: 22
Coding region: 1-2217 (738 amino acids)
Cellular component (GO): endoplasmic reticulum membrane
Source: RefSeq, a predicted model, not a curated record